AACAAAUUUUGGGAAGGCUAAAGGUUACUAAUGGCUGCAUCUGAGGAACACAGUGCGCUAUUUCCCAUCUUUGUGUUGACAAUAAUUGCACUGCCUCUAGUGCCAUACACUAUUGUCAACUUAUAUCUCACAUUCAAGAAAAAGACCAAGACUAUUAAUUGCCGGUGUUCCUCUUGCUUCCACUCGGGGAAGUAUCGGAAGUCUAUAUUCAAACGUAUUUCAAACUUUUCAACUUAUAGUAACCUGACGGUAGUGUUGCUGUGGGUUGUUGUCGCCCUUUUAGCUUUAUACAUCAAGCACAUCAACACUGAGGUCCAAGUUUUUGAGCCAUUCAGCAUACUUGGAUUAGAGCCUGGAGUUUCUGAUUCAGAAAUAAAGAAGGCGUAUAGGAGACUUUCCAUCUUGUACCAUCCUGAUAAAAAUCCAGACCCAGAGGCUCACAAGUAUUUUGUAGAUUAUAUCUCCAAGGCUUAUCAGGCUCUAACAGAUCCCGUAUCACGGGAGAACUUUGAGAAAUAUGGCCAUCCUGAUGGCAGGCAGGGGCUUCAAAUGGGCAUCGCUCUCCCUCAAUUCCUCCUGAACAUCGAUGGAGCAUCUGGUGGAAUUUUGCUCCUUGGGAUUGUGGGAGUUUGUAUUAUUUUGCCCCUGACAAUAGCUGUAAUAUACUUGUCAAGGUCAUCAAAAUAUACUGGGAAUUAUGUCAUGCAUCACACGAUGUAUGCUUAUUACCAUUUCAUGAAGCCUUCAUUAGCUCCAAGCAAGGUAAUGGAAGUUUUCAUCAGGGCUGCUGAAUACAUGGAAAUUCCAGUUCGUCGAACUGAUGAAGAAUCCCUGCAGAAAUUAUUUGUGUUGGUCAGGAGUGAGCUAAACCUGGACCUUAGAAACAUCCGACAAGAACAGGCUAAGUUUUGGAAGCAGCAUCCUGCUUUAGUAAAGUCUGAAUUGUUGAUGCAAGCACAUCUAACGCGUGAAACUACAGCAUUAUCUCCGUCUUUGCAGCGUGAUCUUAAGAAAAUGCUUGCCCUUGCACCUCGUCUUCUUGAAGAACUAAUGAAGAUGGCAAUUAUACCACGCACGCAACAGGGGCAUGGAUGGCUGAGACCUGCAACUGGAGUCAUUGAGCUAUCCCAGAGUAUAAUCCAGGCUGUCCCCCUCAGUGCCAGGAAAGCAACUGGGGGAUCAAACGAAGGUUAUGGUCCAUUUCUCCAGCUGCCACACUUCAGUGAAUCCAUUGUCAAAAAGAUUGCCAGAAAGAAGGUGCGCUCUUUCCAAGAGCUUCGUGAGAUGAAACCACAAGAGCGUACAGAGCUAUUGACUCAGGUUGCUGGCUUUACUGCCAAUGAAUCCCAAGACGUGGAAAUGGUUCUUGAGAUGAUGCCUUCCAUUUCAAUUGAUAUAACAUGUGAGACAGAAGGUGAAGAGGGAAUACAAGAGGGUGAUAUUGUGACAAUGCAGGCUUGGAUUACUCUUCAGCGUUGGAAUGGCAUGAUCCGUGCCCUACCACAUGCUCCCUACUUCCCUUGUGACAAAGAAGAGAAUUUUUGGUUGCUGCUUGCAGACCCCUCUUCAAAUGAUGUAUGGAUGUCGCAAAAGGUUAAUUUCAUGGAUGAGGCGACAGCUAUCAUUGCUGCAUCAAAAGCAAUUGAGGAAUUGAAGGAGGGUGCUGGUGCUAGUGCUAAAGAAAUUAAAGCAUCUGUAAAAGAAGCAAUUGAUAGAGUAAAAGCUGGUUCUAGGCUGGUGAUGGGCAAGUUCCAGGCCCCUUCUGAGGGAAAUUACAACCUGAUCUCCUACUGCCUGUGCGACUCAUGGAUUGGUUGUGAUGCGAGGUCCAAUAUUAGGUUGAAGGUUUUGAAACGAAGCCGGGCUGGCACAAGGAACAUUGCCACUGCAGAUGAGGUACCAUCGCUAGAGGAUGGAGCUGAAGAGGAAGAUGAGGAAGGAGAAGACGAAUAUGAUGACGACUAUGAAAGCGAGUAUAGUGAAGAUGAUGAAGAUGUGAAGGGUAAGGAUGCCAAAGCUGCAGUUGCCAAUGGCUCUGCCCAUGCUGGCAAUCAUUCAGAUUCAGAUGAAAGCGGCGAAAAUUAAUUUUUUCAUUUUUGUUUCUACUUUGUUAUUUGAUCACAAAGAUUGACUAGAUAAGAGGGCGUUUCCAUUUCUCUAUAAUAGUUGACAUUAUUCUAAAGAAAUAAUACUUGUUUACGACCAGGUUUGUUUCUUUACACAAAUUAAAUGGCAGAGUAGAGUGCUUUUUACAUGGUU
Molecule: messenger RNA, 2259 nt
Organism: Sesamum indicum (sesame)
Lineage: Eukaryota; Viridiplantae; Streptophyta; Magnoliopsida; Lamiales; Pedaliaceae
Source: RefSeq, a predicted model, not a curated record